AUGGCAAUCGCCACUCCACACCAGCACAAAGCUGCUUUUUAUCCAACGACCAACAUCAAAAUGGUCAAGCAAACCCACGACCGCACCAGUUUCUCUAGUAUAAAAGAGAGCGAUGACGGCAUUGCACAGAGUUUCACCACUUCCAAGACCUCUAGCUAUCUGAGAGCAGAAGAUGAAGAAGUCAUCUCAGACGGCUUGAUCACGCCGCCGACGAUGACAAAUCCUCAGAGCGCUUUGCAUGGCGUUGUGUGUCCUUGCAAUGGAUUUAGGGGCUGGAAGGCGAUUAGUCUCAGGGGCAAGGUUGCCAGUAAGAGUUCUGGCGAUUUGAAGGCGUUGCGAAAUAAUUUUGAUUGGGAUGUGAAGAGGGACGUUAGGGCUCCGGUGGCGGCGAGGAGGGAGGAUGGGAGGUGCGAGGCUGGGAAAAGUCCAUUAGAGACGUUGCCUAUGGAAUUACUUGGCUCUAUCAUUGACCAACUUGCUACUGAUAUCCCUCCAAAUGGCUUCACGCCGAGAAAUAUUGACCUUAUGUCUCUGCUGCUCACGUCACAUGGCUUGCAUGCAGCGACUCUGGCAACACUGUAUAAACACAUCACUAUCCCGCACUCUAGGAUCUUCGCCAAGUUCCUCAGUCAUGUUUCUGCGCACCCAGCUUUAGGUACCAUUGUCCGACGAUUGGACUUCUCACACUUCAACCCAACAGGCGCAGGACAAACUCGGCGUGAACGCGAGAACACACAGAAUCUGAUUCCCAAGACAUUGCUUGAGUGUCUUUCUUUGACGCCAAACUUGCGAGAAUUUCUGGUACAAGAGCACAUUGAUGACGAGCUAUCCGCCGCGAUCAUUAAGACUCUACUCUGUGACUUGCCGCAACUCAAAGCUCUCGAUUUCUGCGCCUGCUCAUCAACAUCUUUCCGCGACGCUUUCACCAGCGUCCUUGAAACGUCCACUCUCCCACCGAUCCUCCCCAUCACCCGUCUCAGCUUGCACGAAUGCACCAUUCUUCCCUCCAGCGUCUUUACAGACCUGCUACCCCACCUCCCUCGGUUAACGCAUCUGGAUGCAGCACACACGCGCAUCACCGACACUUCACUCUUCUCCAUCCCGCCAACUGCACAACUAACACAUUUGAACUUGAGCAAAUGCUCGCACCUGUCUGGCGCGGCCGUAGUGGCAUUCCUGUCUAGCCACCCCGCGGCAAAGACGCUGGUGUAUCUUAACCUAGCAAUGGACGCAAAAUCCCACGACCUCCUCUCCGCCACUGAACUCUCAUCCCUCCUCCCCGCGCUCCCUUCGACCCUUAAAUGCCUCUCCCUCAAGGGCUCGAAAAUGGACAGCUCGCAUAUCCCGCUCUUGCUUCCACUCACCAAACAUCUCGAAGAGCUAGGCCUAGGCAGGAAUCUCAAGCUGUCUGAUAUCCAGAAGCUCUUCGUGCCUGACAAAGAGGAAGCGGACUGGGUGAGAAGCGAGCUGCGGUAUGUCGACGUUAGCGAUUUGAGUGCCACGCAACUCGAUCUCGGCACGCUUUUCGGCAGUUCAUGCCCGAUUCUCCAGCGCGCUGCUCGGCCUCUCGAGGUCCUUGAGCUGAGCGAUGAAGUUCAUAAGAAGGUUUCGGUAAGCCACGCUGCCCUGAAGAGGGUGGGGUGGUGUGUUAAGGAGGCCGGGAGGAGAAGUUGGUUGGUCAGGGUUAAGGGCUCUGCUACUGCUUCUGCUCCUACUUCCUGGGGUAGCGCGAAGGAAAAGGAGGAGGAGAAAGAUGGGGGCACGAGGGAGUGGAAGUGGGGGGCUGCUUAUUGGGGGAUGCGGAAGUUUCCUGUUGCGCGCGCGGAGGUUGGGGGGAUGUACGGGCAUUAUAUGUUUAAGCGUUAA
Messenger RNA from Lachnellula hyalina, 1866 nucleotides. RefSeq names its product F-box protein (gene YLR352W). The transcript has 2 exons. Bases 1 to 1866 code for a protein of 621 amino acids. The record is from RefSeq and is a predicted model, not a curated record. Lineage: Eukaryota; Fungi; Ascomycota; Leotiomycetes; Helotiales; Lachnaceae.